CCCCUCAAUCCCAACAAGCCCUUUCUCUCUUUCCGUUUUCCCGGCCACCGCCCUCCACCCUCAACCCAUUCCAGAGAUCGAAGAGAAAAUCUACUUCAGUACUCUGAUCGCUUUGUAACCCCCUCCCCAUUCCUCGUCCAUUCCUCCCUAAUCCCCUCCAGAUUCAAGAAGCAGAAGGGCUCCGGCGAUGAUGUUUUCAUCAUCUGGCCUCCUGCGUGCUGCUGGCCUCUGUUCUUCAUCAUCCAAGCCAAGAAACAUUAGCAGAGAUGACAAUGAUAUUGCCGGCCUCGCCUCGUUUCUUGAUCUCAAGGUUCAACUCGUAACCCCAUCUUCUCAGUCCUCACAUUGUUUCUUGAUCUGGGUGUUUUCCUCCCCCGUCCUCUGUUCUUUUCUUCGUCGUCUAAGCCAAGAAACAAUGCCGGACUGGACAAUGGUGCUGCUUCCCGGCUUUGUGUUCCACCCGCUGGACGAGCACCUCCUAGACUUCUACCUGAGGAAGAAGAUCCUCGGCGAAACGCUUCUUGGUGGUAUCAUCGUGGAGGCCGACGUCUACGGUGACGACCCCAAGAACCUAACUGCGCGGUAUAACAUGGCAAACAGGGAUUCCGAGUGGUUCUUUUUCGCAUCCAGGACUCGGAGACAUCCGGGUGCCGAAGAUAGCAAGCGGGUAUCCCGGAGUGCGGGCUUGGGACGGUGGAAGGCCACCCAAGGCAUCAAGACUGUGCUCGAUUCCAAGCGCAAAGUCCUUAAUGGGAUAUCAAAGGAGACUUUAUAUCCUUAAUCUUUACUUUGCUGAUGACUGGAUCAUUUUUGGUGCGAGGUUGUCAACCAACUUCACUGCUAUUACGGCACUGCAACUUUUUCUAAAUAAUGUCUUUUUUUUUGUGAUACGUGGACGGGAAACCUUUAAAAGCAAGCCUUAUAUGCACUAUAUGAAUCUUACAGAUUAUGUAUCAUCUUGUAAAUGAAUCUUCCUUAUUUUAAUAAGCAAAUUUGUUAUGGUACAAAUAUAAGAGAUUGUGUCAUCUAAUGAAUGAUGUAAGUUGAAUUUGGUGCCCAUUUGGGUUGGAAGCAUCAAAUUGGAUGUGGGAGUGCAAAUGAAGUGAAGCACCAUUGAUAGAAGAUUUCAGCUAUAGAUGUUAGCCUCAGAGUGGUUUUCUAUAUGCUUUAUUCUUCUCUUAUAAAUAUUGCGGGCUUUAAUUCCCCCAUUUACUUGAAAUAGUAUAUUAUGCUAAUACUGGUGUUUUGUCUGCCUUGUUGAAAUGCAAGUUGAUGUCAUCAUGGAAGUUAAGGCGUCAUAUCAAGUGAAGAAAAAUUGGAUGGGUGAUCCCUGUGUUCCAACAAAUUUUACUUGGCAUGGAUUGAAUUGCAGCUCCAGUGGUUCUGAACCCCCAAGAAUCAUCUCUCUAAACCUGGCUCAUAGUGGAUUGACUGGAGAAAUAGCUGCUGCUCUUGGAAACCUAGAAUCACUCAGAAACUUGGAUUUAUCAGGUAAUAAUUUGUCCGGACCAGUACCUGAUGCUCUAGGAGAACUACCUUAUUUAGAAUUCUUAAAUUUGUCAAGCAACCAGCUUACAGGAUCAAUUCCUCGUAGUCUUCAAGAAAGAUCUAAAAAUGGAUCUCUUAAAUUAAGGUUCGUUCACUCUGAUAAUACUAUCUCUUCCUUAUAUCAAUCUCUUGCUUAUAUAUUCAUUCUAUGA
This is a messenger RNA of Phoenix dactylifera (date palm), 1700 nucleotides long. NCBI's taxonomy places the organism in Eukaryota, Viridiplantae, Streptophyta, Magnoliopsida, Arecales, Arecaceae. The record is from RefSeq and is a predicted model, not a curated record.